Messenger RNA from Fusarium proliferatum ET1, 1530 nucleotides. RefSeq lists its product as uncharacterized. The transcript is spliced from 3 exons. Lineage: Eukaryota; Fungi; Ascomycota; Sordariomycetes; Hypocreales; Nectriaceae. The record is from RefSeq and is a predicted model, not a curated record. The coding region runs from base 1 to 1530 and encodes 509 amino acids.
AUGGAGCUUGAUUCCUGGCCUGAGGGAAACUCUCAGGCACAGGACGGGGUAGUGACAGAUCUUUGGGAAAGAUAUCGCCUCCCGGUAUGGGAGCUUGAUUCCUGGCCUGAGGGAGACUCUCAGGCGCAGGGUGGAAUUCUUGGCCCUUGGAAGCCAUUGACAGAUCUUACGGAAAGUUAUGGCGUCUGGGAAGGGCCUCUGCUGGAUGCAAGCAAUAACCUCAGCGAGUGGCAUCUGCAAGAUAAUAAUUUCAUUCGAGUGAACCUUAAGACCCAGGAUACCCCAUCAGAAUUGCUUCGCCAGAAGCUUGAGAAAACGUUAGAGUUGAUGGAACAGUUAAAUCAAAAAUAUCCGACCGAUCAUUAUUCCAUUCGCCACGACAUCACUUCUGGACACCUCACCCAGACCUAUUCCAGUGGCGCAACGGAUUACACCGUGAAGGCUCUGGUAGGCUCAAACCAAUAUCAUAUCGACGCGCUGCCUGACACUGGCGCGAAACGCAACUUCGUUUCUCAGCAACUUGUUGAGUCGCUUGGACUGGUGCCCAAGGACCGUACCAAAGAAAUAUUCCGUUUACCCUCUGGGGCAGCAAUCAGAUCGUGUGGUACGGUAGAUGUUCCUUUUACUUUCUUAGGGGAAUCAGAGCAUCAUUUGCUUGACUGUUGCAUCCUCCCCAAGUGCACCCAGGACCUCAUCCUGUGUCAAACCUUUCUCAAAGCCACAGGUACUCUGACCAAGUUCGCCCACCGUAUCACAAAGUCGUUGAGAAAGUCCGUUCCUCGCUUCAGAUUUAAUCUUAUCGAAGAUGAUACGUGUUGCCUCGAGGGAAGCUUUGAUGACAUACCUUCAAUUGCUCUCGCGGACACAGGCUGCGACGCAAUGCUCAUAUCAGCAGACUUUGCUAAACGGCACUCCCUGGAGGUUGAUAAGGGGGUUGAGCACAGGCACCUCGUCGAGUAUGCCGAUGGGUCUCUGAAUACCACUACUGGUAUUAUUCGUGACUCUACUUGGCAGUUCCGAAGUUCGAGGAAUAAGAUUCCUUGUGACUUUUAUGUGCUCGAUGAUCUCAAAGCAGAUAUCGUAUUGAGCAGUCAUUUCAUUUUCCAGCACGAAAUAUUUUCGCAAUUUGAGGGGGAUGUCGUUGAUAUGAGUCUUAUUCCUGAACGAGACUUCGGGGACCUCUACAAUAUUCGAUUGAUCAGUCACUAUAGCUCCGCGCUACGGUCGCUUGAGGCGUCUUCCAUCGCUGACAUGAAUUCACCCGGUUUGUUUAGCCCGGGGACAAUCAAGGCUGAGAGAGUUCGACGUGAUCAGAUUCGGGAUGCGAUCAACGCUCUUCCUCUGGAACAGCAGGACCAGGCUCGCAUUGAUGAGAAAAACAGGCAAGAGAUCUGGGACGGCUACCGGAAGAGACACUUAGAAAACCAAGAGGAGGAUACAGAUUCGACUCAGCAGGUUCUAGUGGUUCAAAAAGAACGCUGGUGGGAGAAAGGACUCGUUUGGAGACGAUUUGGAAGGAGGGCAACCUAG